Lagopus leucura (white-tailed ptarmigan) is the source of this 2211-nucleotide messenger RNA. RefSeq names its product WD repeat and coiled-coil-containing protein-like. Gene Ontology annotation, molecular function: kinase binding. The coding region runs from base 1 to 2211 and encodes 736 amino acids. The transcript has 3 exons. NCBI's taxonomy places the organism in Eukaryota, Metazoa, Chordata, Aves, Galliformes, Phasianidae. The record is from RefSeq and is a predicted model, not a curated record.
AUGGAGCUGGGAAAGGCGAAACUGCUGAGAACCGGCCUCAAUGCUUUAUACCAAGCCAUCCAUCCUGUGCACGGAAUUGCCUGGACAGAUGGGAAGCAAGUGAUACUGACUGCUUUAUACUACCAUAAUGGAGAGCUGAAGUUUGGGGACUCAAGCGUUGUUGGUCAGUUUGAACACGUGCAUGGGCUUUACUGGGGCCCGUGUUGCUCUACAGAGACCCCAGCUCUGCUUGCUGUUCAGCAUAAAAAGCACGUUAGCGUUUGGCGGCUGGGCCACAGCACUGCGGAGAAAAACAAACCCUUGAUUUCUCAGACUUGUGAAAUCGGUGAGCCGUUCCCAUUGCUUUCCCAGGGCUGUGUGUGGCAUCCAAAAAAGGAGGUCUUGGCUGUCCUUACAAAAAGAGAUGCUUCAGUCUUGCACACUGUUCGCACGGACAAUACCAGAGUUAAGGCAGAUAUCAAAAGCAGUGGGCUUAUUCACUGUGCUUGCUGGACUAAGGAUGGUAAUCGCUUAGUAGUUGCUAUAGGCAGCACCCUGCAUUCCUAUAUAUGGGAUGAUGCUCAAAAAACUCUAAAUGCCUGCUCCUUUUGCCCAGUCUUUGAUGUGGGAGGCUAUAUCUGUGCUAUAGAAGCCACGCUGGAUUUCCAAAUUGCUGUAGCUACUGAGCUUCCUUUAGAUAAUAUCUGUGGUUUGAACGCAGGCAUUGCAUUUGAUAUGCCAUCUGGUGCUGAAACUAGUUCUUUAACCUCGCAGUCUACUACAGCACUUGGUGAUGAAGAGUACUCCAUGGACCUGCGAAGAAAGUCCACAGACUCUGACAGAUCAGGCACUGUUGAUUCAAUAGCUUCUUCUUCAUCAGGUCCUUUGGAUUUAACCCACAUCCUUGCAAAUCACCGUCGGUCUGAUCCCAGUCCUCUCAUUACUCUGAAACGCAAAGAUUCUGCAGCAAUGAAUGGUCAAGAUUCUUCUUACCUGAUCUUGGUGACUUUUGAAAGGAAGGUAACCACCACCAGAAAAGUCAACAUCCCAGGCAUUCUGGUUCCUGAUAUAAUGGCUUUUGACCUCAGAGCUCAGAUCGUGGCAGUAGCCUCUAAUACUUCUAACAUUGUUUUGGUGUAUUCAGUAACCUCUUCCUGCAUGCCCCAUAUUCAACAAGUCCAGCUGGAAAAAAAUGAAAGACCAAAAGGCUUAUGCUUUUUGUCAGAUAAACUCCUAUUGAUAUUAAUUGGGAAGCAGAAAUUCCCUGAGCCGAGUCUUAUUCCAUCUUCAAGUUCGGACAGGUAUGUAAUGCGCUUGAUGAUCAAAGAACUGAUGCUGGAAGAAGAUGCUUCAACGCUGCCAGACACGAAGCAGCAUAUGCUUUAUAACUUUGUAUCGUCUGUGAACAUACCUGGAAAAAGAAAGUUCUUUGAAAACCUUGCCACAGAAGACCAACAUCAAAGCAGAGACCUGUUAAUACCAAGAAGUACAGUUAUUCAAUCUCCCAGCGGCAGGAGAAGACUCAUCGAAGAAGUGAAGAGCCCUAGUUAUGAGCAGAGCUCUUCAUCAAGUGUUAGUGACUUGGAUGAGAAAAAGCUCCCAGAUGACCCCUCUGUUGCCUUAGAAACUUUGGAUGCUGAACCUAUCAAUCGUUCAAUGGCUCUUCUUGGUUUUGGAACAGCUACCAGGCUUUCCAGCAGACCAGCUGCCCCUAAAGUGCAGUUCAAUGUAAUUGAAGAAACAUCGAGUUCUCCUAAAAACAACAAUUUGCCAGGUGAAAGAGGCAUGAGUCACAUAUCUAGAAAUUUAGAGAGACUCUGUGGCAGUUUCAAUGACUUACAACUGAGUCUUUCUGAAAUAACAGACUUUGCUAAAAACGGGAGAAGGGUGUCUUUAGCCUACCCAAGUUCACAAGAGCCACCGGUCAUUCAUAUCACUUACCAGAAAAAUUUUUCAAAUGGAGCAAUUACUGAAGAAACAAAAGAUGUUCUCCUCUGUGAUGGCAAGAUCCAUUUGAAUUUAGUCCAGCAGCUGUUCGACCUGACCAUUAUUGAAAUGAAACACGGCUCUUCUUGGAUCGUGCUCACUGCAGACAAGGACGGCUUUGUGCCAUUAAUAUUCAAAGCAAGACAGGACAUCAUCAUAAGGGAUGGAACUGACAGUUCAGAAGUCUGCGGUCGUCACUCCUACAAAAAGGGCAGUUUAAUGCAGCCACCAAGCAGAGUGACAUAA